GUUGGUGGCAGAACCGAAGAUUGUAUAGGGAAAAAAAGAAGGGAAAAGAGGGGGGGAAAUAACGGCUCGUCGGCCCUCCACGCAAACGAAAUCCAGCAGACCGACGCGAACCGAGAAAAAUCCCACGAAAUCUCGUGGCCGCGGCGACCGGAAGAAGAGGACGACGACGGACGGAGCGGCGAUGGCGUGCCGCGCACUUGCCCUCCGCUCCCUGCUCCUCCCCGACCCGCUACACCGCCUCCCGGCCGCGGCGCCACCUGUUUGGAGAGCGUCCCGCGGUGGCCGCCGUCCGCACCUCCGCUGCUGCUCCGGCGGCGGGGGCGGGGAGCCCGGGCAGCCGCCGCAAGAAGCUGUGCUCGAGGCCAUAUCCAAGAUAGCAAGGUCUAAAGGAAGGGUUGCACUCACAACAAAUAUGGUCAUGGGUGGUACUGUGACUGACGAUGCAAGUGAUGAAUGGCUUGUUCUGGAUCAGAAGGUAAAUUCCUACCCCACAGAUAGAGGAUUUACAGCAAUUGGCACUGGAGGUGAUGAUUUUGUCCAGUCAAUGGUAGUUGCUGUUGAAUCUGUUCUUCAAGAAUCAAUUCCCAAGGGCCGGGUAUCUCAGAAAUUAUCUUCAAGAGGGAAAUAUGUUUCUGUAAACAUUGGGCCAAUUCGUGUUGUUUCUAGUGAGCAGGUCCAAGCUGUGUAUCGUGCCAUGAGAAGAGAUAACAGGAUGAAAUACUUCUUAUGAAGUGCAAUUUCAUGUCCUGGAUGUUCCCUAGUCCAUUCCAUGUUGUAUCCUACGAUGCAUUUUCGCCAUAUUUAUGCAGGCUGGACCUCCGGUGAAUUCCAAUGACUUUUAUGUGCCAUUCAAGCCCAAAUUGAAGCUUCUCUACUACAAAACAAUAUGUUGGGUCCAGCUACGUUAUUUAGUGCAGGGGGCGUAUAUAGCUACUAUGUAUUCCCUUUCUUCUAUAAUGAAUAAGAUUCAAAGGUUCACAGUUUGUCCUAAAAUAAAUAAUAUUUUACACAAAUAUGAAAGAUUGUCUCCUAAUAUGGAAGUUAAUCAUAGGUGCUUGCAAGCAAUAACUGUCAAAUCCAAGAGAUAUCCUCUACAAAAGGAAAGGAGAUAAGGAUACAGCUUCUUUUGCCAACGUUCCUAAUAUAUCUGAAAAUUUCUAGGAACUUGUUUAUUAUGGGACGGAUGGAGUAUGUUAAAGAUGUAUGUUAGUGUUUCAUAUUACAUGUGUUUUACUAUUUUAUAAACAGUAUGAAUAGUAGUAUAAGUGCUCCUAAAUUA
Molecule: messenger RNA, 1279 nt
Organism: Zea mays
Lineage: Eukaryota; Viridiplantae; Streptophyta; Magnoliopsida; Poales; Poaceae
Exons: 6
Coding region: 182-730 (182 amino acids)
Source: RefSeq, a predicted model, not a curated record